This is a messenger RNA of Silurus meridionalis, 2196 nucleotides long. RefSeq lists its product as uncharacterized. Gene Ontology annotation, molecular function: transmembrane signaling receptor activity. The record is from RefSeq and is a predicted model, not a curated record. Lineage: Eukaryota; Metazoa; Chordata; Actinopteri; Siluriformes; Siluridae. Gene Ontology annotation, biological process: cell surface receptor signaling pathway.
AUGCAGAUUUCCAUCUUUCACCUGAUACUGACAUCUCAUGACGCAGACAGUAGUGUCUCUGGCGCCAGUGGGAGACGGAGCUGUGUGGUGCAGGAAUGUCACUCACCCUUUAAAAAACUGAGAUGUGGAGAGGAUCCCAGCCUGCAGCAGCUGAUGGAACAGAUGACCCACAUGGUCACGUGUGAUCUGGUUUCACUCCAGCGUGGUCUCCACACCCACCCGAACAAAACGUACUGCAUCCCGCCCUGGUCCAGUUCCUCCACGCAAUUGACUCGAAGCUGUGAGGUUACAGACUCCUCUACACACUGGACAUUCAGCUGGUACACAGUUGUUCCCUACAGAGACGGUGUAACUGCAAUACAAAAUACUCAAGGCUUUAUCGUGUAUGUGGAGCUUCUUUUAGACAGCAGCAGAGGAUGUGGAGGCUCCUACACUCUCAGUCCUUCUGCUCUUCAUCACACAGGAGUUUAGUGUAGAGGAAAGAGAGGAGAACCAGCCUUUUACACACUGUACAGCAAUCCACAGCCUCUAUGGAUCUCUGGUGAAUCUCCUCCAGCGUCUCUGAUCAUCAGUCCCAGCAGAACUCAACACUUUACUCGUGACUCUCUCUCACUGAGCUGUGAGGACCAGAGUAACUCUACUGGAUGGACAGUGAGACGAUACACAGACAGUGAAGAAGUGUUAGAUUGUUCACGGUGGAGAUUAGUUACAGGAUCUACAUGUUACAUCAGAUUCCUCUCCACAUCCUACACUGGAGUUUACUGGUGUGAGUCUGAAUCUGGAGAAAACAGUAAUCCUGUCAACAUCACAGUUCAUGGUGAGUCUUCAUGUAGUGGUGAUGUGAUUCUGGAGAGUCCUGUCCAUCCUGUGACUGAGGGACAUCCUCUGACUCUACACUGUUUAUAUCGUAACGCAAAUCCCUCGAACCUACGAGCUGAUUUCUAUAAAGAUGGAUCAGUCAUCCAGAACCAGACUACAGGAGAGAUGAUCAUCUAUAAUGUCUCAAAGUCAGAUGAAGGUUUCUACCACUGUAAACACCCAGAGAGAGGAGAGUCACUGAGAAGCUGGAUCUCAGUCAGACGCUCUGUCUCAAUCUCAGGUUCUAGACCCAGUGGUGAAACAGUGGGAGUGGCUGUGGGACUGAGUUUGUCCUUUUUGUUCAUCAUUUUGAUGAUAUUAAUGAUCCUGCUGUGGUUCUACAAAUUGAAGAAAGAAAAGCAGCAGAAAUCCAGUCAGAUAUCAGAGCAGAAUCAGAGGCGAUCAGGAGCUGAAGACUCUCAGUCAGGACACAAACCACUUCAGACUGGUGAAGCUGCAGCUCAGAGCAGUGAAGUUACUUACACACAGGUCAUGAAGAAGAAGAAGACAAGCAGGAAGAAUGGUGUUGAUGCUCAACUCGGCAUGAAUGAUGUGACUUACGCUGAGGUUCAACUAAAACCUAUGAAAAAAGUGAAGAGAGCACAAGAAAAGACCAGAGUGGGUGAUGAUACUGUUUACUCAGAGCUGGAUCAUAACAUGAAGUGAGCUGUGUGUCUCUCUACACUGAUGAAGCUACAGACAUCAGCGUGAGAGCUGGAAAACUCUGAGUUGUGUUUGUCUUCUGUUUUUCAUAAAAUUUUCAGAUGCUAAAUGUUUCAAAUUCUUUAAUCUAAACUUGGAUGAUGCCUAAACCUGGAAGCUGUUCUGUGAACUUGCUCACAUCAACCAUUCCCACAAUAUCAGAAUGUUCCUGGAGAUUUGUGUAAACCACAGAGGUUUAAAAGAAGGUUUAAGUCAUUCUAAAGAGUUUAAUGAUCUACCAAACCACCAGCUGGAUUUUAUGCACUGAUUAGGAUGAGUUUUGAGGAGAAUUAGACCUGCUGAAAAGUCACAUGAAACCAGACACUGUGACUAAAAUAAUAUUGCUGCAGUGAUUUAUUACAAAUGUUUAUCUUACGUUUGCAUUUGAAUGGUUGAUCUACAGUAUCUGUGCUUCCAGUUCAUCCAGAAUGGUGGAAUGGAACAACAGUAAAGAUCAGUUCAGAUCUGAACAGUUCAGUACACAGGCAAAAAAUCCACAUGUGUCUAAUUCAAUUUUACAGCUUUGCAGAAUAAAAUACGAAUUAAAUUUAUAUGAACAGAAUCUUCUCUUGGAUUAGUAACUUCAGCUUGUAUUAUGAAGACUCUAGUAAAUGCAUUAAGAAAUUUGAGAAAGUC